Guillardia theta CCMP2712 is the source of this 819-nucleotide messenger RNA. RefSeq lists its product as hypothetical. The coding region runs from base 1 to 819 and encodes 272 amino acids. The transcript has 9 exons. Gene Ontology annotation, molecular function: oxidoreductase activity. Lineage: Eukaryota; Cryptophyceae; Pyrenomonadales; Geminigeraceae. The record is from RefSeq and is a predicted model, not a curated record.
AUGGCAAUUCUUCGUGAACUGACUUGUCGCUACGACGGAUUAAAAGAGGAUAUCUGCAUGGGAGCAAGCUCCGGCAACUCAGGAAUCUUGUGUACAGGCAAGUCGGAUAUGAUGCUCCUGAGGGAAGGUGAAGUUACCUUCGAGUGCAGUUGCGAGGAUGGGAUUGUGAGAUCAGGUGCUAUGGUAAUAGCGUGGAAGGACGAAGAAAGGGAGCUCCUCCCGAAGUUGCUUCAAGACAACCUGGACAUCGGAGACACUGGCGCCAGGAUCUUGUCUGCUGAAGAGCUAUAUGAGAGAGAGAGUCGGAUAAGACGCGGAGCGAAGGUUUGCUUUCGUAUGCUGUAUUUGCAGGUCAUGAUGGUGAAGAUCUAUGGCAACAUUGUCUGUGGACCAACGGCCGAGGAUGUAGACGAGAGAGACGAGCCAACUACUUGCUCGACGACGAUUGCCAACCUGGUGAAGUAUGCACGUCAACUUGUGCCAUCACUACAAGACAUGGAUGUGGCUGGAAGUUACGCUGGUCUCAGACCUGCGACCGAGUUUCGAGACUAUCAGAUCAAAGGCAGUGAAGAUGAAAACUGGAUCACGGUCGCUGGAAUUCGUUCCACCGGUGUUAGCGCUUCACUGGGGAUCGGCCAAUAUGUCGUCUCUCUGCUGAAACGCAUGCGUCAAGCACCCCCUGCUCUCAAGAGAGAUCGAUCACUGCAACCCAAGAACAUCAAGUCUUCUUUCUUGAGUGUGUUGCGGACAGCGAUGACAACGCCGCAGGGCUCUGCCUUCACCAAGAGAGCUUAUCUCCAACAAGUUGUUCACACAUGA